Molecule: messenger RNA, 267 nt
Organism: Daldinia caldariorum
Lineage: Eukaryota; Fungi; Ascomycota; Sordariomycetes; Xylariales; Hypoxylaceae
Exons: 2
Coding region: 1-267 (88 amino acids)
Source: RefSeq, a predicted model, not a curated record
AUGGAUAAAGACAGAUGCGCUCACAUGGCACCAAACGAGCGACCAUCGAGAGUCUUGUUGAAGAAAGAAAUCAACAUGUCUAUGUUUCACGAUAUGUCGGAAGACCCAUCGAAAAGGAUAAGAUGGAACCAGAGAGCGUCAUUGAGCGUCAGGACCAAUGACCAGACGCGCCGGACCCAGGCUCUGACCGGCUUCCAUCAUGGCCGACACAUGUCGAAACGUGCCAUGAUUGGCCUGCCAAAGAUGAUCCUUGCACCUCGUAUAUAG